AUGGGAAACAAAACCACCGACCAAUCUUUCAAGAAGACUCACCAAGUCGUUGGAGCCAAUGGCAACGAUCUCGUCGACAACCUCAACGAGAAGAUUAUGAAGGAAGCUCCUGGUCACGAAGGCAACGUUGCGGCAGAACAAGCAGGCACCCAGCGCACACACAACGAACAGAUUGAGCGCGAUCUCGAAACCAAAGGCUACACUACACGUCAGACUGACUCGCAGGCUGUAGCUGAUGCUGAGCUGAAGAAGAAGCUUGACAAACGCGGAAACGAGGCUCAGUAA
Messenger RNA from Ustilago hordei, 285 nucleotides. RefSeq lists its product as uncharacterized. Bases 1 to 285 code for a protein of 94 amino acids. Lineage: Eukaryota; Fungi; Basidiomycota; Ustilaginomycetes; Ustilaginales; Ustilaginaceae. The record is from RefSeq and is a predicted model, not a curated record. The transcript has 2 exons.